UAGCCAAAAAGUGUAAUUCCCUAUGCAUGCGGCAUAUUCCCGCCAAACGGAACACCAAGUGCUCACUCUGCCGCCACGUGGCGAGGGCCCACCUCCACCAGCUGCACUUAACCGCCUUUCCACAAAACCAACAAAUUACGAACUCUUCCAUCUUCUCUCUCUCCUAUACAUACGGAAUCUUGCUAUAUCUAAUAAUCAAGGGAGGGUUUUGGGGAAUUCAGCAAUGUCGAAGACCCUUGAUAGAAUUUCUAGCCCUUGUGAGCUGUGGUAAUGAUGAAAAACACAAACAGAAAUCAGAUUGUGAAAACUCGGAGGAAAGGAUGAAAGUUGGAUUUCUGAAAAAAGCAAAAAGUGCGUCCAUUAAACUCAGGAGUUCUCUAAGAAAUAAGAUCAGAAGGAGAAAAGAUGUUGGAGUUUGUGAAAUUGAAGAUAUUCGUGAAAUAGAGGAGGAGAAGGUUGUUGAUGCUUUUCGACAAGCAUUAAUCGCCGAUGAUUUGCUUCCUGAAAGAUUUGAUGAUUAUCAUGUAAUGUUAAGAUUUCUGAAAGCAAGGAAGUUCCGCAUUGAAGCAGCAAAGGUUAUGUGGGCAAACAUGCUCCAGUGGAGGAAAGAUUUUGGUGCAGAUACGAUCAUGGAGGAUUUGGACUUCAAAGAGCUGAAUGAGGUUCAACAAUAUUACCCUCAUGGUUAUCAUGGUGUGGACAAGGAUGGAAGACCCGUGUACAUAGAAAGAUUGGGGAUGAUUGAUCUUGACAUGCUACUGCAGAUUACAACUGUGGACAGAUUUGUAAGAUAUCAAGUUCAGGAGUUUGAGAGAACUCUUGCUAGCAGGUUUCCAGCAUGUUCUGUUGUUGCAAACAGGCACAUAGAUUCAAGCACAACAAUUUUGGAUGUUCAAGGAUUGGGUAUAAUGAGUUUAGGACGCCCUGUUAUAGAUUUCAUUAAGUUGGUUCAGAAGAUUGAUAAUGAUAAUUAUCCUGAAACACUUCAUCGUAUGUUCAUCAUCAAUGCUGGUCCCGGCUUCAGGCUGAUCUGGAACACAGUCAAGCCUUUACUUGACCCUGAUACAACUUCAAAGAUCCAGGUGCUUGGCAGCAAGUACCAGGGCAAAUUGCUUGAAGCAAUUGAUGAAAGUGAGCUACCGGAAUUUCUUGGUGGUUGCUGUACCUGUGCUAUCGAAGGGGGAUGUUUAAGGUCAGAUAAAGGACCAUGGAAAGACCAAAAUAUAUUGAAGAUGAGUCUAAAUGCGCAAAUGCAUGCAAUACAGAGAGCCACAAUCUCAGAUAAUGAGGAAAGCUAGCGCUCAAGGUGUACAGUCAAAGCGAUUAAUCGGGAAAGAAUCGCUUAAGAAAUUGGAUAUACCUGACCAUCUCUCCAACUGUGUUGCCGAAGAAUCAAUUUCAAUUUAGUCUAAGAUCUUUAUUUGUUAAUCUUUGUGAAUAAAUGUUACUGAUAUGAUUCUCUAUGCUAAUUUUGGUCUAUUUAUAACAUGCAGUAAUUAUGUA
Messenger RNA from Sesamum indicum (sesame), 1503 nucleotides. The record is from RefSeq and is a predicted model, not a curated record. Lineage: Eukaryota; Viridiplantae; Streptophyta; Magnoliopsida; Lamiales; Pedaliaceae.